UUUGGCAGUACCGUUAAUGGCUUAUCCAAGUUUUCAACCAUAUGCUCAAUUUCAUUUUUUUGGUAUAUUUAAGCCGUCGAAGUGCGGUCACACUACAGAACUUUUCUCAAAAAGCGCCAAAAUUUUACGUUUAUUAGGAUUAAGACUUAUUUUAAUUAAACAAAACCGAAAUUUAUUAAGAAGGCCUUUAGGGAAGGCAACCCAAAUUCACCGGCAACGAAUCAUCCUUGAGAAUCAUCCGCACCAUGUCCUUUUUCGGAGCCAACACGUCGCUGGGAGCAACAAGCACGCCGACCAAAACAACUGGCGGCCUGUUCGGAACACCGUUUGGAGAAGCAGCAGCAACCAGUCAGCCGGCACCCGCAUUCGGAGCCCAGGCCGCUCCGACAACGGCCUUUGGCUCCCAGCCGGCUACCUCUGCCUUUGGUGGCGGUUCCGGCUUUGGAGCAUCCGCUGCUGCUCCUGCCUUUGGUGCCCAGGCUGCCGCUCCGGCCUUUGGCGCCCAGACAGCUGCCCCGGCUUUCGGAACCGCCACCUCAACACCCGGCUUUGGUGGCUCAGCCUUUGGCAGCGCCCCGGCCUUUGGAGCGGCCACGACUACGGCGGCGGGCACGGGUCUUGGCGGAGGCGGUUUCGCCGGAUUUGGAGCAGCUCCGGCAACGAGUCAGGCCAGUUUGUUUGGUGCUCCAGCCACUAGUGCAGCGCCACCGGCUUUCAGUGGAUUCGGUCAGCCGGCGGCGGUAAGUACCGCGCCCGCAAGUGGAUUUGCAGGCUUUGGGACAACGACAACUUCAGCACCUGCUUUCGGCGGCUUCGGAACCAGCCAGUCCACUGGCUUUGGAGGCGGAGCCUUUGGAUCCAGCUUUGCCAAGCCUGCAAAUUCAACAGUCACGCCGGGAUUCGGUGGCUUCGGUGGCACUAACUUCAUGCUUGGUCAGCCGCAACAGCAACCGGCGCCCAUCUCGGCCGACGAGGCCUUUGCCCAGUCCAUUCUCAAUGUGUCCAUUUUUGGCGACGACCGGGAUAAGAUAGUGGCGAAAUGGAACUACUUGCAGGCCACGUGGGGCACGGGCAAGAUGUUUUACUCCCAGAGUGCGGCGCCGGUGGACAUCACGCCGGAGAACGUAAUGUGCCGCUUCAAGGCCAUCGGCUACAGUCGCAUGCCGGGCAAGGACAACAAACUGGGGUUGGUGGCCCUUAACUUCUGCCGAGAACUCUCUGCCGUUAAGCCACACCAGCAGCAAGUGGUGCAAACACUACAUAGCCUUUUCGGCAGCAAACCCAACAUGCUGGUUCACAUUGACUCCAUCAAGGAGCUGGAGAACAAGAAGUGCCAGAUGGUUAUCUACGUGGAGGAGAAGCUGCAGCAUGCGCCCAACGAAAGCAAGCGGAUAUUGGCCACCGAACUGUCAAACUACCUGAAUCAGGCAUCGUUGAAGCCGCAACUGAACAAUCUUGGCAUUGUGGAGGCCUUGGCUCAUGUGCUGCCCGACGAGGAUCAGUUGAAGGAGUACCUCGAGAAUCCACCCAGGGGCGUGGAUCCGCGCAUGUGGCGCCAGGCCAAUUCGGACAAUCCGGAUGCCAGCAAAUUGAUUCCAGUGCCCAUGGUCGGCUUCAGCGACCUGAAGUGGCGCGUCAAGUGCCAGGAACAGGAAACGGACACGCAUGCGCUUUACAUGAAGAAAGUGGAGGGUGAACUGACGGAACUAAGACAGCGACAUGCCACGGCCACAGCCAAGAUUAUAGAACAUAAAAGAAAAUUAGCCGAGUUGGGACACCGCAUACUCAGGAUUAUCGUGAAGCAAGAGUGCACCCGCAAGGUGGGAACCUCAUUGACGCCCGAGGAGGAGGCCAUGCGCACCAAGUUGCAGAACAUGCAGGCCGUCGUCUCCGCCCCCACCCAAUUCAAGGGCCGGCUCAGCGAGCUGCUCUCUCAGAUGCGCAUGCAACGCAAUCAGUUCGCCGCCAACGGAGGAGCCGAGUACGCCAUCGACAAGGAGGCCGAGGACGAGAUGAAGACCUUCCUGACCAUGCAGCAGCGCGCCAUGGAAGUGCUCAGCGAGACGGUCAACAAGGACAUGAAGGCACUGGACGUUAUCAUUAAGGGACUGCCCGAGCUGCGGCAGUCGUGAUUGAGGGAGGAUGGAUGGAUGGCUGAUAUGUUGAAUAAAUCCCGCACAUGUUGAAUACA
Drosophila gunungcola (fruit fly) is the source of this 2191-nucleotide messenger RNA. It is a transcript of the gene Nup54, whose product is annotated as probable nucleoporin Nup54. Gene Ontology annotation, molecular function: structural constituent of nuclear pore. NCBI's taxonomy places the organism in Eukaryota, Metazoa, Arthropoda, Insecta, Diptera, Drosophilidae. The record is from RefSeq and is a predicted model, not a curated record. Gene Ontology annotation, cellular component: nuclear pore; nuclear pore central transport channel. Gene Ontology annotation, biological process: nuclear pore organization; NLS-bearing protein import into nucleus; protein localization to nuclear inner membrane.